This is a messenger RNA of Penicillium arizonense, 573 nucleotides long. RefSeq lists its product as uncharacterized. Bases 1 to 573 code for a protein of 190 amino acids. The record is from RefSeq and is a predicted model, not a curated record. Lineage: Eukaryota; Fungi; Ascomycota; Eurotiomycetes; Eurotiales; Aspergillaceae. The transcript has 3 exons.
AUGUCCCGCUACGGAGCCCUCGGCGCAACAUUCUAUAUAUCCCGCCUCUUCCAAGCCUGCUCCCUAAUCGCCAUAAUCGGCAUGACAGCAAAUUUCGUCUCGGUCAUCGUCUCGACAAACGCCACACCACCAAACAUAGUAAUCGGCACAAUCAGCGUGACCUGCAUUGCCGCGAUAUACUGCAUAAUAACAACAAUCCUCUUCAGAGACGACAUCCUCCCCUUCCUCCCAAGCGCAGUCCUUGACUUCCUCCUCCUAAUCGCAUUGAUCGUCGUGGCAGUGAUAAUCGGCAAACCACUCUCGUACGUAAAAUGCACGACACUAGCCGAACUAGGCGACAAAGACGCAACAGCCUACGCAUUUGCGUCGCGGUUAUCGAGUUAUCUAGCUAAUAUUAGUGGGAAGGUCGACUACGUUUCUUGGAUUGGGGCUAGUAAGGCGAUUUGUCUUGAGAUGAAGGCGAUUUGGGGAUUGAGUAUUGCGCUCUGUAUUUUGUUUUUCUUUUCGACUAUUUGUUCUGUUUGUUUGUGGCAGCAGAAGAAGAAGGCUCUUGCUGAGAAGGCUGUUGAAUGA